Messenger RNA from Panthera uncia (snow leopard), 1239 nucleotides. It is a transcript of the gene RSPH9, whose product is annotated as radial spoke head component 9. The transcript is spliced from 6 exons. The record is from RefSeq and is a predicted model, not a curated record. Gene Ontology annotation, biological process: cilium movement involved in cell motility; axoneme assembly; motile cilium assembly. The coding region runs from base 87 to 1223 and encodes 378 amino acids. NCBI's taxonomy places the organism in Eukaryota, Metazoa, Chordata, Mammalia, Carnivora, Felidae. Gene Ontology annotation, cellular component: axoneme.
CACACUGUAGCCUACCUAUGUUAGGGGAAACUACGCCAUUACUGUCACAGCUGAACACAUGAGGUCCCCAACGCAAGAAGGAAAGUAUGGGAGCUAGUGUGCGACCCAGCUUUUCUGAAGGGCUGGGUGGGGAGCAGGGCUGGCCUGAGGCUCUAAGAGGGCGGGGCCCACAGGCGGUGAGUGGAAUCCUUACUGCCCUACGGAGGGCAGGGCUUUGGUCUCCAUGGAGACAGCUUCUCCUAGCAACCUGGCAGGCGUUGAGCCGAGCCUUGGGCACGAUGGACGCAGAGAGCCUCCUGCUGUCGCUGGAGCUGGCGUCCGGCAGUGGGCAGGGCCUCAGCCCGGACCGUCGGGCCUCUCUACUUACCUCUCUUCUGCUGGUGAAACGCGACUACCGCUAUGAUCGGGUCCUCUUCUGGGGCCGCAUCCUCGGCCUUGUCGCCGAUUAUUACAUCGCGCAGGGCCUGAGUGAGGACCAGCUCGCACCACGCAAGACCCUCUACAGCCUGAACUGCAUGGAGUGGAGCCUCUUGCCCCCUGCCACGGAGGAGAUGAUGGUACAGACGUCUGUGGUGAAGGGCCGCUUCAUGGGGGACCCCUCACAUGAGUAUGAACACACUGAGCUGCAGAAGAUAAAGGAGGGCGGAAAGGUCUUUGAAGAGGAAGUGGUGGUCCAGAUCAAGGAAGAGACCCGCUUGGUGUCUAUCAUUGACCAGAUUGACAAGGCUGUGGCUAUCAUCCCCCGAGGAGCCCUUUUUAAGACCCCUUUUGGACCUGUCCAUGUCAAUCGGACUUUUGAAGGACUCUCUUUGUCUGAAGCCAAGAAGCUCAGUUCCUACUUCCACUUCAGGGAGCCUGUUCAGCUGAAGAACAAGACCUUGCUUGAGAAGGCUGACCUGGAUCCCUCCCUGGACUUCAUGGACUCCUUAGAGCAUGACAUCCCCAAAGGGUCCUGGAGCAUCCAGAUGGAGAGGGGCAACGCACUGGUGGUGCUGCGCAGCCUGCUCUGGCCAGGCCUCACCUUCUUCCAUGCUCCCCGCACCAAGAACUGUGGCUACAUCUACGUGGGUACCGCCCUGCAGGGUGAAGAGCUGAAGGCGGUCAACACAGGGCUAGGGAACCAUCUUGGCCUAUCACAAGGGAUUAGUGACUCGACGACGUUCAGUAACUGGCUAGAAAUGGGCUCAAGGCCCUUGCACUUCCCAGGCAGUGAGCACACAUAACCAGUGGUGGAGUCCA